Molecule: messenger RNA, 3922 nt
Organism: Caenorhabditis auriculariae
Lineage: Eukaryota; Metazoa; Nematoda; Chromadorea; Rhabditida; Rhabditidae
Source: the annotation of a GenBank genome assembly
AUGAAGGUUCAGAUGGCUUUGGCAGCAUCUGGAAGUUCGCUUUACAUUGCCAUAAGUACCAAGGUUUACAAAGUUGUUGGAAAUACCGCUCAGGUUUCUCGUGAUCUCAUGCAAAAGUUGAAGAAAUUCUUUUUAGGAAUUAUUCGACGUUACGUCGUUUCCAGAAGUCGAAUCAAAGGAAAAGCCAGAAGAUGAGCAGAAAAAACAGAAACCCGAAAUUGUUGAGGUGAUCGACUUUUUUUUUGUUAUUUAGCUUGCUCCACUCUAUAAACAACGAAUUAGUAAUGCUCCAUGAAAUUAUCUUUUUCUUCACUUUGGACACCAGAUCAAUUUUGACAUUUUCCUCUCUUUCAGACCUCACCGCCGAUCAUUGAUUCUUAUUUAUUUUACUUCGUUUUCAUCAUUAUUUUGUAUUUUUAUUUUUUUCUAUUUUUCGAACUAAAUCGUCGCGGGUAUGUGUAAUUGCCAAAAAAAAAUCGAAGGAAUUUUUUGGGUUAUUACAAGUUGGAAAACUCUAACCUUGCUCCUAACAUGUAGGACAAGAACAUAGAGAAAAAAAGUUCCAUCAUCUUUGAACUUUUUUGUGAGGAUUUGGAUUUCAUUCACUAUCUUUCUCGUAUUUCUCAUCCAUUUAACGAGAUUUUGAUCGUUUUAUUAUUUUUUUUCAUGAAACUUCUUCUUUUUCGUACGCCUUUGUACCGCUUGAGCGGCGUCGACGCCCCAAGACGAUUAGCCGAGAUUCUAUCCUGAUACCAGUGACAAUCAGUGGACUGGCUCGAGUGACAUAUCCGUCCUUGUGUGUGAGGGCUGCGGAUUUUUUUCGAAUUUCUCGAAAUUUUCCCACUACCAAAAUUUCUCAAAAAUCUUGGUUGGGUUGCGGCGGGGAUCGAACUGCUGGCCCUGUGGACCGCAGACAGGCACACAACCUGUUGCGCCACGGCGCAUCCCAUUUUUCUUCAGGAAACAUGCUUCAAAAUCAAUAAUUUUGUUUGCUGAAUAGAUAAUGCAUAUAUUCAGAUUCUGUGUUGCUGUGUGUCCAAAUGCGGCUCUCUUCUGGCGGUCGGAACCAACGAGAAGAAGUUCCACGUCUGGGACGUCGUCUCGUCUUCGUUGAAGACGUCUUUUCUUGUCAUCAAAGCUCCACAAUCGGCUUGUUUCGAUGCUGUCCGUUUUAUUUUCUUUGAGAAAACACUCGAGCUCAAAACUUUUAAAAUUCGUAUGGUAUAUAACAUACAAGUGAGGGACACAAUAAGUCCUGACUUACAAAAAUUUUUGAAUAUCUAGUCUGUAAAUAAGCUUCAACCUAAUAGCGGUAAUAUUCCCAAGGAAAAAAAAAAUAAAAGUUUAAACUUCAGGAUGUUCAGGGAAAAGCUUGAGAGGAGGGGUUGUCGACUUUUAAAAAUAACUUGCCCCUGUGGUACCAAAAUGAUCGCAAUCGGCUGAGUUUGUUCCUGGCGGAGGAUUUUUAAGUUUAUCGAGUUUUAAGUGUGAAAUUAUCAUCCCCUACCAUUUUUUACAGUUUGAUUCACAUGAUUUAGGAAUGUUAAAUAAAGUUAAGAAUCUCUGAACUUUCGAGCUUUUGAGAAGGGUUUUUAAAUUAGACAUUUUUCCAGACUUCCGAUAGCAUCGUUGUUGGUGACCGAGCUGGUGAUGUCUAUCGUUACCGACUGGAUUUCGCCAAGUUGGAGGAGAUCUCUGGAUCCGUUUCAAUGGCUCUAGACGUUCUGAUUUCGACGGACGGACGGUGGCUCAUCACGGCGGAUAGGGAUGAGAAAGUUCGCAUCUCCAGAUAUCCACAGGUUUUUUCACACUCUCUCUGAACAAAAAAACCUGGGAAAUUCUUUUCUUCUAGUUUUCCUAAUAAGGAUAAAAAAUCGUAUAUUAUUUCUCAGCUCUUAAAAAGUUUUAUAACUCGUUAACCGCUGCCCUUGAAAAUUUUUCAAUAAGGUUCUUUACAAUUUUUUGACGUCCCUGUAGUUUUUUUGUCUAGACCUAAGGAAGUAAGUAUGAAUCCUCUUGGUGAUUUUUAGGUUUCCUGAUGAAGCUUUCCUUAAGUAAAAGCCUGAAAAAUGGCGUUAUGAAAUCUUUCAGAAAAUUUCUCGCGGCUGUCAUUUGAUGUUUCUUGAAACUGAGUAUUAGUAUUUUGUGUGUCACGACUUGAAAUUUCACGGAACGACAUUCCGCUGUUCCGCUGCGUGCGUUCGCGAUGCGUCUUUCGAAUCUUGAUCACGCUUUCAAUGGAUUGUUAUUGCUGUGGGAGCACAUGAAAGUAGAGUACCUUAAUUAAAGAAAAAAAAAAUUUUAAGCGCGACCAAGGUUCAGAAAGGCACACAGCGGCACAGCGGAAUGUUGUUUGGUGAAAUUCCAAGUCGCGGUACACAGGCUAUACUGCAAUUCGCUUUCACUUCUAUCCGAUUUUCUAUCAUUGAACGUAUUUUGAGUCCUUUGUGAUCCAAUGGUUCUGCUUGGGCCACACGGAGUACGUGCGAAGCCUCGCCCAACUCGACGACUCCGUCUGGAGCGCAGGUUCUCUUUUUUGACAUUGACCCGUUGACCUUUCGACACGUUGUCCAGGAGGCGACGGAGUGAUCCGCGAGUGGAGCUUGACGACUGGCGCCAGUGUCAGCUCGUCUCAAAGACUCAGCCCUGACAAGAGCCUUAGGAAGAUUGCCGCCCUCAAGUCGGUAAUUGACAACCUACCUCUCCAGUAAACUCUUUCCCGUUGUUCAGGAGAACGGCGUACUUGUCGGUGCCGCCGUAGAAGAGGACUCUUCGUUUUACAUCUCUCAUGAAGGACUCGAACGGGUAGAACAUGUGCAACUUGAUGAGAAUAUCCUGGACAUCGCUGUUUUAGGAUCUCGAUUUGUCGUGUUAACAAGGUUCGAUUUUCAGAAGAGUUUCCUUUUCAAGGGAAUGGAAAAUUUCAAGUUUUGCUUGUUUUCUGGAGUUUAACUUUUGAAGCACCAUCCUUUUUUCUUUUUUCGCUUCUUUCUUCUAUAGGUUUGUAUCAUAUCCGUUGAGAAAAAGAGGAUUUGAGGCGCCGAAAAUCUGGAAAAAGUUGACCUUUUUUGUUCUAAUUUCACUGACGCUAUUUGAAAAGAAUUGCAGUUUUAUCUGAAAUCAGGCCGAAAAGGCCUACACAAGAAAUUCUCUGAACUUUUCAGAUUAAAAAAAAUUCAGAUUAGUCAUUAAUUUAAUUGCAAUCUAAAAGCGGCUGUCACUUGAGAUUUCAGGGUAUUCUCCUUUGAAAAUAGAAAAAUAUGAGAAGGGAAAAGAAUUUCAAGGUCCUCUUCUCAUACCUGAAUUCCCAAUUUUCGGAUAAACUUUCAAAAAUUUUUGAAUUCCAUUGAAUGCUGGCUUGAACCAAAAAGUCAACGUCUGAGUCUCUGGAAUUAACACGCUAUUUCCCUUAGUUUUUAAGACUUAUUUUUUAAAUAUUUGCAAUUUGGCUCAAGUCAGUGGUGAAGUGAGUAUCUUAAUACCUUCUUUUCAUAUCCGAUUUUUUCCUUUUUUGAGUCAGUAUUUUGUCUUUUUCUGUAGAUUUCUAUCUGUCAGUAUUAUCAGAAGCUAUUCAUUAAGACACAAUUAUGUACACGUUCAGAGGCGGGUUGUACUUGAUAGACGAGGGAAAGACGGUGGAAAGCGUGGAGCUGGACGGGGAGCUCAAGAAAAAGUUGUCAGAGAGCAAAGACGCCGUCGCGAAUCUCUUCAAGAACGUUACAUUCAACAACAAGGCGGCCUACGAAAUGCGAAAGGCGAGAGUUGGCCCAUUAAUCACACGCACGAAACGAACAUCUCGGCAACUGGCCGUUUUUUUCUGUUUCACCGCGAUUCCAUGAUCUACGAUAUGUUGCAGAGCGAAAAGUUCGAGAAGAUCAACGCGAAAAAGGCCCAGAAGAGGAAACUGGAAGUCGCGCGGUAA